AUGACUGUUGAGACUGCUCUUGAACAUGCCAGACGCGCAUUCGCCCUCAAAAAGUACGAGCAAGCAGUUGAGCACUAUGCUACUGCCCUGGAACUUCAAACAAAGAGGCAUGGCGAGGAUGCGCCAGAAACAGCUAAUCUUUACUUCUCGUAUGGAAAGGCGCUGCUAGAAAACGCGAUAUCACAGGCGUCAGUGUUGGGUAAAGAACAACCCGAGAACGGAGAUGAAGCAGAAGAGAAACCCUCAGUCAACGGAAAGGGUCCUAUUCUAUCCUUUUCCGGGGAUGCGGAUGAAGGCGUAGACCUUUUUGGUCAAGCCGCAAUUGCAGAAGAAGAAGAAGAGGGUGAGGAAGAGAAUGGGGAAGGGGAAGGGGAGGAUGGAGAGCCAGAAGAUGACUUCAAUGCCGCAUGGGAAGUCUUGGAGCUUGCGCGUGCAAUUUACGAGAAAGGCAAGGAUGAAGACGACGAAAUCAAAAUGAAGCUGGCUGAGACAUAUAUUGCCCUCGGAGAUGUAUCUCUCGAGACGGAGAAAUUCGACCAAGCUAUCACCGACUACUCAGAAGGACUUGCACUCAAGAUCGAUCUUCUCCCGAUUUCAUCGCGUCAAAUUGCUGAAGCACACUAUAAGCUCAGUAUAGUGCUUGACCUAACAUCUGGACGCCUUUCGGAUGCUAUUUUGCACGCGGAGAAAGCUCUGGCAAGCGUCGAUGCUCGCCUAGCCGAACUGCGUGACGGAAUCGACGGAAAGCUGUUCCCUGCCCCCAGUCAGGAAACCAAGGCGGAUAAAAAGGGCAAGGGCAAGGGCAAGGGCAAGGCCGUCGGCUCGGGGGUGCAUGCAGAUAGCGUGCGGAAUCUGACCAAGAGUCAGAUGGAAGCCGAAAUUAAAGAGUGUGAAGGAUUACAGGAAGACCUCGCUCUAAAAGUGGAGGAACUUAAAACAACUCCCAGUGAACCAACAGAGUCUGCUCCUGCAAUGGUUGCAAGAGCGCUAGAUGCGGAAUUGAAUGCCAAGCCAGUAUCUGUCCCCGGCCAACCAGCAGUGGUUAAUGAUUUGACAUCGUUGGUUGUGAAGAAGAAGAAGAAGGCUACCGAAGCAGAUGCACCGGCUAAACGCAGAGCAGACGACGGAGAUGGUGAUGCCAGCCCUACUGCCAAGAAGGCAAAAUUGGAAGAGGAUGUACAAUCAUGA
Messenger RNA from Suillus paluster, 1188 nucleotides. RefSeq lists its product as uncharacterized. The transcript has 5 exons. NCBI's taxonomy places the organism in Eukaryota, Fungi, Basidiomycota, Agaricomycetes, Boletales, Suillaceae. Gene Ontology annotation, biological process: DNA replication-dependent chromatin assembly; CENP-A containing chromatin assembly. Gene Ontology annotation, molecular function: histone binding. The record is from RefSeq and is a predicted model, not a curated record. Gene Ontology annotation, cellular component: nucleoplasm. Bases 1 to 1188 code for a protein of 395 amino acids.